This is a messenger RNA of Lymnaea stagnalis (great pond snail), 20106 nucleotides long. Lineage: Eukaryota; Metazoa; Mollusca; Gastropoda; Lymnaeidae. The record is from the annotation of a GenBank genome assembly.
UGGAUCGAGUGGGAAAAAAACAAAACUACUGUUACAUGUGUUAAUUUUCCUGAUUUUAUCACAAUUGAAAAACAAUGUGACACAUUUCAGCAUCGUCUUUAAACAUUCACUUCAACCGAAAGUGCAUCCAACUCUACUCUACUUUUUAUCACAGUCUGCACAGGAAAUGCCGCUUGGUAUCUUUCCAUAUAAGAGUGCAUGAGCCUCCUCGUGCUACUACAGACAGAGCCAUGCUGAUAAGAAAGACGCCACCCGUUAUUUCAAUGACUUCCAGAACUAUCCGUACAUAAAGACUGCACCAACUGCUCUAACGUAUCAAACUGCGCCAACUGCUCUAACGUAUCAAGAUUGGCCAUCGUGUAGGAAGUGAAUAACGAAUACAACCAGAACAAAGAAUCUUACAAUUUAAAAAAAAAAAUAAUUUUUUUUUAAAACAUGUCGCGAAACGAAAUAACCAUCGUGUUAGUUGCCUUUGUCGCUGUUUGGUCAUUGGUCAGUUCGGAGGUCGACUUUAUCGCUGAGAGGCUUCCAUUGCAGGUUGGUACAUUUAGGCAAACAAUAAUUGGUUGUGUACGGAAAUGUCUUUCAAACAUUUUUCAAUUUUUGUAAAAAUUAAUUGUAGAGCAAUUUUUUGUUUUAUAUUUAAACACUAUUCGUGAUGUUUGUAAAAUAUUUUAUCAAUUUGAAUAUCGAAAAUGUCUGAAUUUUUAAAAUUUCGAUUUAUUGCUGUGGAAUUAUUGCUGUGGAAUUAUUUCUGUGGAAAUAUUGCUGUCGAAUUAUUGCUAUGGAAAUAUUAAUGUGGAAUUAUUGCUGUGGAAAUAUUGCUGUCGAAUUAUUGCUGUGGAAAUAUUGAUGUGGAAAUAUUGAUGUGGAAAUAUUGAUGUGGAAAUAUUGAUGUGGAAAUAUUGAUGUGGAAAUAUUGAUGUGGAAAUAUUGAUGUGGAAAUAUUGAUGUGGAAAUAUUGAUGAGGAAAUAUUGAUGUGGAAAUAUUGAUGUGGAAAUAUUGAUGAGGAAUUAUUGAUGUGGAAAUAUUGAUGUGGAAAUAUUGAUGUGGAAAUAUUGAUGUGGAAAUAUUGAUGUGGAAUUAUUGAUGUGGAAAUAUUGAUGUGGAAAUAUUGAUGUGGAAAAAAACAAGACGUCAGAAAAGUGUCAUCAUCCUCAAAAUGAAAUGAGCUUUUUCAUUUCACUCGUUUCCUUUUGCCUAUGCCUAUAACCUGACUGCAGUCUCUCCCCCUCCCCCCCUUUUAAAAAAAAAAAUUACCAUUCAUUUGCAAAGAAAGGAGCUUUCGUAAGGAUGUAGUGUAAAGAGGGUGACUCAACUGGAACCAGAAGAAGAAUCUUAUUCCAAAAGCUAGAGAGAAUCACUGGAUAAUGAACACAGCUGGUUUUACGCGAGCAGAAAGGCUCCGGUUUUCAGACCAAGUUGCUGUUUGGCCGCAAUAACCCGGAUAGAAACCUUUGGAACUGGGCCACACCGUGGCGGCUGGGACUUUUCCUUAGGACGAGGAUUAGUUGAUAUGAGGAUGGUGCCACACGCACACCCAUAACAGGCCAGGGUGGUCAGCGUGGGGGGGCGGUGGGGAGAGAGAUUACCACUCGAGGGAGCCAUUAUCCAAAAUGUCUCCUGGCUACGUAUGCCCUGAAUGGGGCUAUUUUCGGUCAAUUCCCACAAAGAGUUGCCCAAAUUACCUUUGUGGGGUGGAAAUUGGGGGGGGGGGGCCUGGUGCCGCUCUGACUCAGGCAUCAAAAUAAGUUUUCAGGAAGACUUCCGGUCUUGAGCACCACGUUAACGGUUGGGAAGGUGGAGCUUGGACUCCGGGGGGGGGGGGGNNNGGGGGGGGGGGGGUUCGAUUCUUCGUGAGCAUUUCUCGCAACUUUUCCUAAUUUCUAUGCUCUGAUAAUACUAACCAUAAGAGAUGCCAUGACGGCAAACGAUAUCAUUGGAAAGUAGUUUCGUACAACUAGAUUAUGGCACAACUCUUCAAAUCAUUCAGCCAACGGAUGUCACUAAGACUGUGGGAUUACAAUCGUUCGACAAAUUUUAUAGCAAAUAAUUUGCCAUUUUUUUGUUGUUGUGUUUUUUUUUUGGUUGGGUUUUUUGUGUGUGUUGUUGUUUGUUUGUUGUUUUUUUUUGUUGUGAUAUCUUUAUUUUUUUAAUUUAAUUGUAUAACUUCUGAUCAUCGAUUCGUUUGUAAACAUGGAUCAAUGCAUCGGUGAUUCAAUGAAUAUGUGUUCAGUUGUUUCCUGGUUCAUGAAAAAAUUAACCCAAGAACAUACAACAUUUCAAACCACACAAAUCUCAAACUGCUUUGUCUGACACACAACAUUAUCACCCUUUUUUUUCACUUGACGUGUUGUGAAACUUGAUGUCGCACUUCCGUCACAGGGUCGUCGACCUCGUCCCGGCAGUCCCUGGCCCAUGCCCGAGGAAUGGAAACCGGAAGACGCGGUCUGGACGUUUGUAACGGAUCGUCUGACCUUGAGCUCGGACACCUCUUGUGACAUCGUCCAUGACGCCUACCAGAGGUUCGUCCAGCGCUUGAGAAACGUCGAAUCUGGGACCUCUCCAGGCGAUCCUGACCAACCGGAAGGGGAUGAGAAACCCAGAAACAGCAGUAAAGUUGUCGCGCUAGGUUCACUUCACGUCGUUCGCGUUGAGGUCAAGGACACAACAUGCCCAGAAUUUCCUCAGUAUGGAGCCCAAGAAGAUUGUGAGUUGUGAUACUCUUUUAUGAUAUUGGUUAGACACAAUGAAGUAGGGAGGGUAGGAGUUGGGUGUUGGAGUAGGACAAGACUGUCAAAAAUGAAGACAAUACAGUCAAAAAUAAAGACAAUACUGUCAAAAAUAAAGACAAGACUAUCAAAAAUGAGGACAAUACUGUCAAAAAGAACGAUAACAGUGUCAAAAAUGAAGACAAUACUGUCAAAAAUGAAGACAAUACAGUCAAAAAUGAAGACAAUACAGUCAAAAAUGAAGACAAUACUGUCAAAAAUGAAGACAAUACUGUCAAAAAUGAAGACAAUACUGUCAAAAAGAACGAUAACAGUGUCAAAAAUUAAGACAUACUGUCAAAAAUGAAGACAAUACUAUAAAAAAUGAAGACAAUACUGUCAAAAAUGAAGACAAUAUUGUCAAAAAUAAAGACAAGACUGUCAAAAAGAAAGAUAAGACUGUCAAAAAGAACGAUGAGACCGUCGAAAGAAUGAUACGACUGUUUAAGAGAACGAGAACACUGUCAAAAACCAGCGACGAGUCCAUACGUUCGAUCACCUACUCCUGUGAUCCUCCUAUGCAGUCACUCGAAGACGUUACUUCUAACCCCGAUGUAGCAUCCUUGGUUUAACUUGGUUAAACAAAUUACUGCGUCGUUGUUUAACUCUCCGAAUUCUAACAAGGAUGGUGGGGACACACUUUUUUCAAAAACAAUUUUUAAAAUAUUUUUAAAGGAUGUGGAAAAAAACCCUAAAUCUUGUUCGUUAUAAAAAUUGAACUAAACAUCGGAAUUGCGAUUAUAAGGAGUUAGUGUGACCUUAUUUAAGUAAAAUGACCUUUCUUUUAGCAAGGAGUACGAAAACUUGGCAGACAUGUCAUCUGUCAUGUGAUGAUCGAGAUGCAAAGAAUUUUGUUCAGUCUUAUUGAAAUAUGAUUUUUUUUUUCCUCCUGACAUGGCGAUGACAAGAUGAUAUGGUGAUCGGGGCAGAUGUUUCUCUUCAGGCGUCAUCAGUGUGGGGUGUUGUGUGGGGUAGGUAUUGUUAAGGUAAAUCCACCACUGUGUGUGGGUGAUGUGCGUGGUUCGUGUGGGGGUCAGUAUGAUGUUGUGUGGGGUGCUGACUGGGGUCAGUAUGAUGUUUUUAUUCGUCUACCACUGUUUGGAGUGAUGUGUGUGAUGUUGUGUGGGGUGCUGACUGGGGUCAGUAUGAUGUUUUUAUUCGUCUACCACUGUUUGGAGUGAUGUGUGUGAUGUUGUGUGGGGUGCUGACUGGGGUCAGUAUAAUGUAUGUAUUCGUCUACCUCUGUUUGGAGUGAUGUGUGUGAUGUUGUGUGGGUUGCUGACUGGGGUCAGUAUGAUGUAUGUAUUCGUCUACCUCUGUUUGGAGUGAUGUGUGUGAUGUUGUGUGGGGUGCUGACUGGGGUCAGUAUUAUGUAUGUAUUCGUCUACCUCUGUUUGGAGUGAUGUGUGUGAUGUUGUGUGGGGUGCUGACUGGGGUCAGUAUGAUGUAUGUAUUCGUCUACCUCUGUUUGGAGUGAUGUGUGUGAUGUUGUGUGGGGUGCUGACUGGGGUCAGUAUAAUGUAUGUAUUCGUCUACCUCUGUUUGGAGUGAUGUGUGUGAUGUUGUGUGGGGUGCUGACUGGGGUCAGUAUAAUGUAUGUAUUCGUCUACCUCUGUUUGGAGUGAUGUGUGUGAUGUUGUGUGGGGUGCUGACUGGGGUCAGUAUAAUGUAUGUAUUCGUCUACCUCUGUUUGGAGUGAUGUGUGUGAUGUUGUGUGGGGUGCUGACUGGGGUCAGUAUAAUGUAUGUAUUCGUCUACCUCUGUUUGGAGUGAUGUGUGUGAUGUUGUGUAGGGUGCUCAUGUUUAUGUUGUAACCUUGGUACUAGAUUUAUUGGCUAGGAGCUUUAAAAAGUUACUGGUACAAAGUCACUGGUAAAAAGUUACUUGUGUAAAGCUAAUGAUAAAAUUUUACGGGAUAAAGUUACUGGAAUAAAGUUACUGGUAAAAAUUUACGGUAGUAAGUUACUGGUAUAAAGUUACUGGUAAAAAUUUACGGUAGUAAGUUACUGGUACAAAGUCACUGGUAAAAAGUUACUUGUGUAAAGCUAAUGAAAAAAUUUUACGGGAUAAAGUUACUGGUAUAAAGUUACUGGUAAAAAUUUACGGUAGUAAGUUACUGGUAUAAAGUUACUGGUAAAAAUUCACGGUAUAGAGUUAUUGGUAAACAAUUACGGUAUAAAGUUACUGGUAUAAAGUUGCUGGUAAAAAUUUAUUAGUAUAGGUAGUAACUCAUAUUUAAUUAUUUAUAUUUAGAAAAAUAAAAGACUUUUUUUUUUGGUUGUAAAUCAUGGAAACACAUUUUACAAUUUUGAACAACGCAAUUAGACAAUCCUUUCCUUACAUGUCAUUUUGAUAUGCCAUAUUUAACAUAUAUUAUUUUACAUGUUAUAUAUUAUAUAUCAUAGUUUAGAUAUAUUUUCGAUAUCAUGAUUUAGAUAUAAUAUUUUACAUGUUAUAUUUUAGAUAUAAUAUUUUACAUGUCAUAUUUUAGAUAUCAUGUUUUAUAUAUAUCGUGUUAACCAUGUCAAUUUUACCAGGUCAUAUUUAUCAGGUCAUAUUUUUCAUGUUAUAUUUUAAUGUCAUAUUUUACAAGUCUUAGUGAUAUUUACCGUCUCAUAAAUUUAACACGGGCCUUUUAAGGUUUCAAAAUGUAGACAGACACCCUUCUUUGCAAUAGAUUUGUUUUUUUCGUUUUAUUGCAGGAUUCGAGACACUGGGUCAGCUCAUGUACAUGGUCAACGGAAAGGUAAUCCUCUGGUAACGAUGACCUUAAUGGACAUGUGCGGUGUGGGGGCUGGAGUUAAGUUUCAGGAAGUGGAGAGUAGAUAUUAUCGAUUUCCCUUUGGCCUCAGGAGAAUUCUGGCAUAGAAUGCUAUUUUAAUUAUGUUUGAAAAUAACUCCUCUUUGAAAUCUACAAUGUUAAUGAAAAGUGUAGUGCAGGGAUGUCACUGUAAUAUAUGGUACUGGGAUGUUACUGUAAUAUAUGGUACUGGGAUGUUACUAUAAUAUAUGGUACUGGGAUGUUACUAUAAUAUAUGGUACUGCGAUGUUACUGCAAAAUGUGGUACUGCGAUGUUGCUGAAAAAUGUGGUACUGCGAUGUUACUGAAAAAUUUGGUGCUGGGAUGUUAGUAAUAUACGGUACUUGGAUGUUAUUGUUAUAUAUGGUACUAGAAUGUUAUUGUAAUAUAUAGUACUGGGAUGUUAUUGCAAUAUAGGGUAAUAGAAUAUUAUUCUAAUAUAUGGUACGGUGAUGUUACUGUUCUAUAUGGUACUGUGAUGUUAAUGUAAUAUAUGUUACUGGGAUGUUACUGUACUAUAUGUGGUACUGUAAUGUUACUGUAAUAUAAUACACUGGGAUGUUAAUGCAAUAUAUCGUUCUGUGAUGUUACUGUAAUAUAUCGUUCUGUGAUGUUACUGUAAUAUAUCGUUCUGUGAUGUUACUGUAAUAUAUCGUUCUGUGAUGUUACUGUAAUAUAUCGUUCUGUGAUGUUACUGUAAUAUAUCCUUCUGUGAUGUUACUGUAAUAUAUCGUUCUGUGAUGUUACUGUAAUAUAUCGUUCUGUGAUGUUACUGUAAUAUAUCGUUCUGUGAUGUUACUGUAAUAUAUCGUUCUGUGAUGUUACUGUAAUAUAUCGUUCUGUGAUGUUACUGUAAUAUAUCGUUCUGUGAUGUUACUGUAAUAUAUCGUUCUGUGAUGUUACUGUAAUAUAUCCUUCUGUGAUGUUACUGUAAUAUAUCGUUCUGUGAUGUUACUGUAAUAUAUCGUUCUGUGAUGUUACUGUAAUAUAUCGUUCUGUGAUGUUACUGUAAUAUAUCGUUCUGUGAUGUUACUGUAAUAUAUCGUUCUGUGAUGUUACUGUAAUAUAUCGUUCUGUGAUGUUACUGUAAUAUGAUUCACUGGAAUGUUACUGUAAUGUAUGACACUGGAAUGUUACUGCAUAUACGGUACUGGGAUGUUAUUGUACUAUAUGGUACUGGGAUGUUACUGUAAUAUAUCGUUCUGUGAUGUUACUGUAAUAUAUCGUUCUGUGAUGUUACUGUAAUAUAUCGUUCUGUGAUGUUACUGUAAUAUGAUUCACUGGAAUGUUACUGUAAUGUAUGACACUGGAAUGUUACUGCAUAUACGGUACUGGGAUGUUAUUGUACUAUAUGGUACUGGGAUGUUACUGUACUAUACGGUACUGGGAUGUUAUUGUACUAUAUGGUAAUGUGAUGUCACUGUAAUAUAAUUCACUUGGAUGAGCGACCACAUAACAUCUACAGAGGUGUUGUUGACACACUGUGAAGACUUUUCCAAUAUAAGUUGAAGCUUGGCGCAAUGGAAUAAGAGUGAUUGUUUCAAUCUAGUGGACAGAUUGUUUCAGCCUGAUUGAGAAGACUGACCAUUUAAAGCUAUGAUUGUCGGUAGUGGGCUGUAUAAAAAAGGUGUUCUUUGUUGAACCACUUUUGUAUCCCACACUGAAUGACCUCGACAUGCAUGAUGCUGCUUCACUGUUUACAAAUACUUACCCACCCCUGGAAUAAAGAACCCUCGUGAAUUGAUAUCUGCUUGAAGUAGCUGUCGUAGUCUUUGAUAAAAGAAUUAAACAAAGUCUCAUGAGACAUUGAGAAGAAAUCAAUAAACAAGGGUGAGUUCUUCAGAGGAUGUGAGUAGGCUGUGGAUAUUUCAUAAGCUGUAAAUAUUUCAUAAGCUGUAAAUAUUUCAUAAGCUGUGAAUAUUUCAUAAGCUGUGAAUACUUCAUAAGCUGUGACUACUUCAUAUGCUGUAAAUAUUUCAUAAGCUGUGACUACUUCAUAUGCUGUGGAUAUUUCAUAAGCUGCGGAUAUUUCAUAAGCUGUAAAUAUUUCAUAAGCUGUGAAUAUUUCAUAAGCUGUGAAUACUUCAUAAGCUGUGACUACUUCAUAUGAUGUGAAUAUUUCAUAAGCUGUGAAUACUUCAUAUGCUGUGAAUAUCUCAUAAGCUGUGAAUAUUUCAUAAGCUGUGAAUACUUCAUAAGCUGUGAAUACUUCACUGAAAAACAGCUUACGAUGGUUCUAUUUUUUUUUCAUAUGUCAGUGGUUCAUUAACAAAGCGGUAAUCCAUGACAAGCCGCGGUUCUCACACAGAGGGCUACACCUGGACACCGCCCGUCAUUUUUACAGCGUUGACGCUAUUAAGAAAAAUUUGGUAAGAAAUGAUGAGAGAAUGUAGGUCAAUGUUUUCUUUGUGUUUUUAUUAUAGACAUGGGAAUCUCAUAGAUUUGCAUUUGUUUAUUUACGACCUACCAACAAAUAUAUUACUGAUAGUGGAACAUGUAUAGGCUAAUAACUGCAAUGAGUUGUUAAAUAAGCCCUCAACAAUACAACUACUUGUAUAAUGAGUCCCUAUAAGUGAUUAUCAGCGUAACGUCUCUCACGGCCGUGUUUAGUUCCAUGGUUCACAAAAAUAAUUAUUUGGGAUAUUUGACUUAAUAAAAAUUAAAACCACAACAUAGUUAGUCUAUGCAAUUUAUCUUUGUACCCAGAUAUUUUUAGGCAAUAACUAGUUCCCAGGGCUGGAAUUAAACUCAAAGGACCCGUCUGUUGUGGAGUAAAUGGGAGUAACCAGUCUAAAACAAUCCUCAAUUUCCCAGUAGGACAUAUCCAUGUCUAUCCCCCCCCCCCAGAAGAUCAUCUCCCAUGAAAAUCUAUAAAGGAUGUCAUGUCUACUUUAGCUCUGUUUCAAUCCCCCAUGACUUCAUAUCAUCUCUAGCCGUGACUCUAUCCCCCAAGAUGGCAUGUCCACUGUAACCGUGACUCUAUCCCCCAUGAUGUCAUGUCCACUAUAACCGUGACUCUAUCCCCAAUGAUGCCAUGUCCACUGUAACAGUGACUCUUUCCCAAUGAUGUCAUGUCCACUGUAACCGUGACUCUUUCCCCCAUGAUGUCAUGUCCACUUUUGCUGUGACUCUAUCCCACGUGAUGUCAUGUCCACUGUAGCCAUGACUCUAUCCCCCAUGAUGUCAUGUCCACUAUAACCGUGACUAUAUCCCCAUGAUGUCAUGUCCACUCUAGCUGUGACUCUAUCCCCCAUGAUGUCAUGUCCACUCUAGAUGUGUCUCUAUCCCCCAUGAUGUCAUGUCCACUCUAGCUGUGACUCUAUCCCCCAGGAUGUCAUGUCCACCAACAAACUCAACGUCUUCCACUGGCACAUCGUUGACGCACAGUCCUUCCCAUACGAGAGCACAACGUUCCCAAAUUUAACACUUCAGGUAAGGGGGGGGGGAUCAAUUAAUUAUGCGAUUUCUAACACAUUUAUAACUUAACUUACAGAACGUAGUAAUUCCAGUAAAAGCUUCUAUUCCCCUUCCCACCCGAUUUAAACAUCACGAUUCGCUUACAUGCAUUGAAAGAUUUGAACAUUCUCGUCCUCGCCUGGUACCAGAGGCGUAGCGAGGGGGUGGCAGGGGGGACAGAUGUCCACGGGCGCCAGCUAAUGAGGGGCGCCAAAAUGUGCUUUGAUAUUAUUUUAUUGAUGAAAAUAAUGGGUUUGAGAUUUGAAAAAAAGAAAAAGGGGGCUUUAAAAUGGAUCUUGUCUCCGGGCGCGAAUCUUGUCCCCGGGCGCCAAACAGCCUCGCUACGCCUCUGCCGGGUACAAAUGCUAGUAUUUUUGGUUUUAUCAACCACGCAUCGACACUAGCAGACGUCGUCCCAAUUUAGGGCCAACUUAAUGGGACUGUGAUGAUAAACGACAGGGAUGCGUUACCCAAUCUGAAAUAUCUACCGUCCAGGGAGCCUACUCGCCCAGACACGUGUACAAACGCGCAGACGUCAGGGACAUCAUCCGGUACGCCAGACUCCGCGGCGUACGCAUUCUACCCGAGUUCGACACACCCGGACAUGCGCACUCCUGGGGUAAAGCUUAUCCAGGUAACGCCAUGUCUGUGUAGAUAGAGUUGUAUGUGUGUGUGUGUGUCGUCAAGGACCCUUAAGAUUUUUUUAUUUUUUUUCUAGUGGCACUGGAACCAGUGUCCGACAUCUGUUUAAAUCUUAAAGUGCUUGAGGUGCUUGAUAAGGAAAUGAUAACUGAGCGAGGAUAAUAGUCAGUGCACGAUUAGUGGGACAUCUCCACCAAUGAAUAGACUUUUGAGUACAGGGCUUGUCAUGUAAUGGCGGAAAUCUAUUAUUAGAACUGCUGUAAUCAUCCGGGUACUUGGGUCGGACAAAAUGCCAACACUGUUCAGCGCUACUGUGUUAGCGAAGUGGCCCUUAACCUUAAUCAAAACAUGUUUACAACUCUAUUUUACGAAAUAUUUUACACAAUUUUUUUUACUGCUUUUUUUGUGAAAUGGGACGUCACUGCGCGUACGGCAUAUGUCACAGUGACUCUUGAUGCAAGGAUCGACCGAACGGUAUGCUGAAACACACUAUUAGCUGAAACACACUAUUAGCUGAAACACACUAUUAGCUGAAACACACUAUUGGCUGCCAUGUUGUAACCGUUAUUUGUCCGACGUUCUAAAAAUAUUUCUGGUCUGAGAAAUGACAAACCCUCUUAAGAAGUUAUGCCCAGACACCUUGAAAUGUAUCAGGGGCGUCUGGAAAGUGGGGGGGGGGAGCAGUUGCCCCUAGCCUGGGUUGGGUGUGGGGGGGGGGGAUAUAAUCCCAUGUUCCUGACUAUUUCGCCAGACAAAAAUCUAAAAUGAGGAAAAGAAAAAAUACAAGCAAACAAUAUUUUGUUAUUAUAUCUUUGUUCAUUUGGGGGGGGGGGGGUACGAAGAUUUUUGUUAGGAUGGAAAAAAAAUAUUGAACUGUAUGCCUGGGAAAUGAAUUUCAACCCUCUAAGAUGGAACGAGAAGUGUUAUGACCGCAUAUGCACGCUAACUUGUCAACAAACGGGGAAUUUGAAGAAAUGAUGCCAAAAUUUAAAUUAUUGGCCAACAAAAAAAAUAAUGUUGUUGUUGUUUUUUUAAUCACAGGAUUUCAUAAUUUAAUUUGCUGGAAAAUUUGAAAAUUGAAUACUUUGUAAUCAAUAUAAUCAUUGAAUAGUCAACAGUGCUUAAGCAAUUUUUAACUGUAAUCUUUUUUUUAUUGCUUAUAUUCAAAAUGAACACCCAUUUAACCCCCAAUGGACAUUACCAUACUGUCAUGAUCCACACACACAAUUUACCAAGUCCAAGGCUGGGGGGGGGGGGUAUCUCCCCCCCCCCGAGGGAUGGGGUGGUAUAACACACCGUAUACCCUUAUGCGAUUCAUUUCAAAGAUGACAGCGGAUGUCAGUAUGCAUUAGAUAGUAAUUGGUGAUGAAACCAAGCAAGCAGUGAGAAUUGCUUUGGUAAUCUAGCGAAAUAUACAAACAACUAAGGUCAUUUACAACCCAAAACUUGCCAAGUUGUAACCAUAAGAUUCACACCAACCGAUAACCAUACGACUAAAUAACCGUCUACGUGCAAAUGUGUCACACUAUCGGUUAUAUAAAACGGAACCCUCUCACUCCCUCUCCGUCCCCCUCUCUCUCUCUCUCCCUCUCUCAAGAGCUCCUGACGCCAUGCUAUGACCACGAUGAAAAGUUCAAGGCUGUAUAUUCCCAGCAUGCAGAGAGGGAGAACUUUGACCCAACCCGGAACUCUACUUUCGAUUUCCUCUCAGACUUUUUUGCUGAGGUCAAGGAGACAUUUGUUGAUACGUUUUUGCAUAUGGGAAUGGACGAAGCUCAUUAUAUGUGUUGGUAUGUUGGUUGUAAUGAGGGGCUGGUGUGUUUGGUGUAAUAUAUGCUGAUAUAUUGGUUGUGUUAUGUGUUGAUAUAUUGGUUGUAAUAUGUGUUGGUAUGUUGGUUAUGUUAUGUGUUAGUAUGUCGGUUGUAGUUUGCGUUGGUAUUUUGGGUGUGAUAUGUGCUGGUGUGUUGGUUGUAAUAUGUCCUGGUAUGUUAGUUUUAGUAUGUGAUGGUAUGUUGCUUGUGUUAUGUGUUGGUAUGUUGGUUGCAAUGUGUGCUAUAAGAAAUGUUCGCUCUGUGAAGCUUGAAUAAUGAAAAAGGUAGCAGUUUAUUUCGUUUAGAUAAUGUUGUCGUUCACAUACUUUUAUUGGAUAUUUAUAGUUGAGUAUAAUGCUUAAAUCAAUGUCAAUUUGCUCCAUUUAUAGUUAAGUAUAAUGCUUAAAUCAAUGUCAAUUUGCUCCAUUUAUAGUUAAGUAUAAUGCUUAAAUCAAUGUCAAUUUGCUCCAUUUAUAGUUAAGUGUAAUGCUUAAAUCAAUGUCAAUUUGCUCCAUUUAUAGUUAAGUAUAAUGCUUAAAUCAAUGUCAAUUUGCUCCAUUUAUAGUUAAGUAUAAUGCUUAAAUCAAUGUCAAUUUGCUCCAUUUAUAGUUGAGUAUAAUACCACAACCAAUGUCAUUUGCUCCAUUUAUAGUUGAGUGUAAUAUAACAACCCAUGUCAAUUGGACCCAUUCUAUUUGGCAACAGAGUUAUUAGAAUAUGUGCACAUAACCCUUGAGUGCAUAUAUUGAAAACACUAUAUUAAACCAUUAUCGUCCAGGAAUUCAAGUCUUGAGAUUACCACGUUCAUGGCCGACCAAGGGAUGACCAGGGGAGACUUCAGCCGCCUUGAGUCCUACUACAGUCAGCGUCUGCUGGACAUUGUCGACCAUCUGGACAGGAGAGUUCUGAUUUGGGAGGACCCUAUCAACAACGGAGCCAAUGUAAGAUUUUUAAAAAACUUAAACAUGGACAACGGCGCCAAGGAACAAAAGUCAGUAAAUGCUGCUGGGAAUGGUUUAACACUUGAGGGUUUUUCGCCACAUUUUAAUUGUACUUUCAGAAUUUCGGUUUUUAAAGAAGUCUUAAAUACAUAAAUUUUUGUAUAAAUCUUUUUAUAUUCAUUUAAAAAAAACACAAUGUUCUAAUGUCCCACCCGCCUUAACAACGAUUACUACGCUAAAUGAGAUUCUUAAAACGAUCGCAAGUGCGUUUGGUCCGCAACAUUUUCCUUUGUUUUACGGGAAAAGUUGGUGAAAUAAAAUCUGCGGUGUAAAAGCGGGUGGGAAUUUUGAAUACUGACAUAGCGUGGAAAAAAAUAUUCGGGUACGAGCCUUGAAAAGGGAGUGUGUGCGGGGUUGGCCGGGGAGGGGGGGGGGGAGGCACUAAUUUGGAUUCUUACAAAGUGCAUCACUUGAAUGCAUGUCAUGUCAAAUUUUCAGUUGGACCCGCCAUUGCUUGAUAUUGCAAUUAAUUGAGGAUUUAUAAAGAAAAACUUCGUUUUUUUUUAAAAGGUUGUUUAAUUCUUGUUCGCUAUGCGCUCUUUUACGUCCUUAAAAUGGUUGUAACAUCGACAUGGGCCAGAACUCUUCAAUCACAACGUCAGCUAGCAAUCUCAACCCCACACCCCAACCCCCCAACCCAGGCACCGUAACAGCUGACGACGUUAUGCCAUAAUGAACGUCCUGGACCAACGAUCGGUCUCAAUGACACGUGACGUCCAUAACCCCAGUCUCAGGAUCGCGUGAACUGCCAUGGUAACAAAAGGUAGGCUCACAUGACAGAUAUUACCUUGAAAGGGGUAGCAGCAAGGCCAUCCCACAUGACCAGACAUUUUGACCCGGUCUUCUAGUGUUGUCGUGCUCCACAGGCUGCCGCCACGUUAAUCAUCGCACGUCAACACAACGGUUCGCCAUCGCAUUCAGAACACAAGAUGUUCGAAGACCUAUUUUCUAGUCAUCUGAUACAAUUAAGUCGGUCAAUACGUUCAUGUCUGGCACUGACAGCUUUUGGGAUGUAUUUUUGAGACAACAAUUCAAACGAGGAUAGAAUAUACUCAAUUGCCCUUGUUUUUUGUUAAACUACAAACAUUAGAACAUCGAUUAUCUUAACUAAUAAGGACAACUGGUGAGGAUUGGAUUUUUUUUCCGGAAAGAGAUCAUUUCCAAAAAUAGGUGACUCGUGCUUAAAAAAACCCAACUAACUCAGGCGUUAUUUUCCGCUUUAAUUGCUAUCACGGGGUGCCAUGUUGACAACAUAAGAACCGUUGAGAGCAAUCUGGACAAAAAAUCGUUCUUCCAAGGCCAUAUCCGUUUUGUAAGAAGAGCAUACACAGGAAUGAACGUCCCCGCGCAGGGUCGCACCUCGGUGCGUCCAUAUUCUGACUAAUGAUGUGUAAGUUGCGGCUCGUGGAAUUCCCGAACACAAACAACACGUACAAUCUCAUUUAAACGUGUUCAGAUCGCAACACACUUUUCUGGGACGACCGGGAUUUCGGAUUCAAGGAUUUCCUAUUGGCCCGAAAUGCGUUUCUUCCACCCAACACAAUCUCAGGAAAACAUGUAUCCAAAAAAAAACAAAAAAAAAAACAUUUUACAACAUCCUUCAUAAUUAUUAUGACCGCCAUCUCCCCGCUUAUGACAAACACAAUCACACUACUACAAUAAUGAUUUACAGUAACUUUUUCAUUGCUGACCAAUACAAAAAACAAAAAUUGAACACUACAUAUACUAACCAAGCUAUAAGCUGACCUCGGAAUACACUAACGACCUGUUAAUCCACCGCAGGUUUCACUGGAUGCCUGGAUUCAGGUGUGGAAGGAUAAAGGCCAAGCUCUCGGCAACACAAGCACCUGGCAGGUGUACCUGAAAGAAGCAGUUGCUAAGGGUUACAACGUCAUCUUCUCCUCGUGCUGGUACAUCAGCAAAAUCUCGUACGGCCAAGACUGGAAGAACUACUACCUCUGUGAACCACAUAACAUUGAUGGUAGGUACACCAGCAACGUCUUGUAUGGCCAAGACUGAAAGAAUUACAACCUCUGUGACCCACCUAACAUGUUUGAUUGUAGGUACAUCAGCAAAGUCUCGUAUUGCCAAGACUGGAAAAGCUACUAUCUAUUUGACCCACAUAAGAUUCAUGUAAGCUGAUUAUGGUUGGGGUUAAGGUUACGGUCUGCUUGUUUCAACCUAGACAAGAGUACUCACCGCAGUGUUAACUUAUAUGUAGGCAGUUAUCAUAGGCCCGUGGUAUAAGGCUCGGUCUAUAAAGACAAUAAUAAUGAACCACUGGUGUGAUUGAAAAGGUGGUGAAUUCCGUCAGGGAGGGUGGGCGGCAGUAUUGGAGUUUGAAGAACAUGUCAGGUACCGUCUUUAGUUUGUCUGAACUCAAAUUGUCUUCCUUUGUUAGCAAUUUACCAUGUUAAGAGAGAGUUACUUGUUCUCUGAGGGUUGAUACUAAGUUUGAUUAAUUGGAAAGCAGGGCACACCAGAACGGUUAAAUUGUUCAGUCCAUUGAAAAAUGAAAUAAUGGAAUGGUCUAGGGUUGAUAGAUCUUUUUAAGAAGUGAAAUAUUCGUCAGGUCGAGGCUACUCUAGGUGCAAGUCUUCGAAUAUUAUAAAGGGAGACAAUCGCAUUUAUUUAGUCUCAGAUUGUAUUGUGAGUAGUAUCCCAUUAAAAUGACCCUUGGUCAUACAUAGUUCUUUCAUUAACAGCUUUAAAUCGACAGCAAGUUUGACACUCUAAAUUUUAACGCUAAAGCUUGAAUUCAAUAAAAGUCAGAUCUUAAGUCAACUUUUUUAACAAUCUUGUUUGUAACCUCCUUAUAUCAAGAUAUAAUUCAAUAGUAUAAGUUUCUAUAGACUCACCUGCAGGCUUCUAUAGUCUAACCCGUAGACUUUUAUAGACUCACCAUUAUGCUUCUAAAGACUCACUUCUUUGCCUCUUGAGAUUCCCCUGCAGGAUUUUUUAGACUCACCAUAAUGCUCCUAUAGACUCACCUGUGCAUGUCUAUUCACAGCCUCACAGAAAGAAUUAAGCUUGAUAAAAGGAGGCGAGGCCUGUACUUGGAGUGAGUUUAUUGACGAAUCCAACUUCCUGUCUGUCAUUUGGUAAGUUAGCAAAUCGUAAUACACUAGACAGUUGUUAGAUAGUUGAAUGUCGUGAUACACUAGCCUGUAAUUAGUUAGUUUAAUGUCGUGAUACACUAGCCUGUAAUUAGUUAGUUAAAUGUCGUGAUACACUAGCCUGUAAUUAGUCAGUUGAAUGUCGUGAUACACUAGCCUGUAAUUAGUUAGUUGAAUGUCGUGAUACCCUAGCCUGUCAUUAGUUAGUUGAAUGUCAUGAUACACUAGCCUGUUAUUAGUUAGUUGAAUGUUGUUAUACACAAGCCAGUUGUUAGAUAGUUGAAUGUCUUGAUACACAAGCCUUCAUUAGACAGUUGAAUGUCGUGAGACACUAGCUUGUAAUUAGUUAGUUGAAUGUCGUUAUACACUAGCCUGUAGUUAGUUAGUUGAAUGUCGUGAUACACUAGCCUGUACUUAGUUAGUUGAAUGUCGUGAUACACUAGCCUGUAGUUAGUUAGUUGAAUGUCGUGAUACACUAGCCUGUAGUUAGUUAGUUGAAUGUUGUGAUACACUAGCCUGUCAUUAGUUAGUUGAAUGUCGUGAUACACUAGCCUGUAAUUAGUUAGUUGAAUGUCGUGAUACACUAGCCUGUAAUUAGUUAGUUGAAUGUCGUGAUACACUAGCCUGUAAUUAGUUAGUUGAAUAUUGUGAUACACUAGCCUGUAAUUAAUUGGUUGAAUGUCGUGAUACACUAGCCUGUAAUUAGUUUGUUGAAUGUCGUGACACACUAGUCAGUUAUUAGAUAGUUGAAUGUCUUGAUACAUAAGCCUGUCAUUAGACAGUUGAAUGUCGUGAUACACUAGCCUGUAGUUAGUUAGUUGAAUGUCGUUAUACACUAGCCUGUAAUUAGUUAGUUGAAUGUCGUGAUACACUAGCCUGUCAUUAGUAAGUUGAAUGUCGUGAUACACUAGCCUGUCAUUAGUUAGUUGAAUGUCGUUAUACACUAGCCUGUAAUUAGUAAGUUGAAUGUCGUUAUACACUAGCCUGUAAUUAGUAAGUUGAAUGUCGUGAUACACUAGCCGGUCAUUAGAUAGUUGAAUGUCGUGAUACACUAGCCUGUAGUUAGUUGAAUGUCGUGAUACACUAGCCUGUAAUUAGUUAGUUUAAUGUCGUGAUACACUAGCCUGUCAUUAGUUAGUUGAAUGUCGUAAUACACUAGCCUGUAAUUAGUUAGUUUAAUGUCGUGAUACACUAGCCUGUCAUUAGUUAGUUGAAUGUCGUGAUAAACUAGCCUGUAGUUAGUUAGUUGAAUGUCGUGAUACAUUAGCCUGUCAUUAGACAGUUGAAUGUCGUGAUACACUAGCCUGUUAUUAGUUAGUUGAAUGUCGUCAUACAUUAGCCUGUAAUUAUAUAGUUUAGCAAAUGGUGAGCAGAAAUUAUCAUUUAAACCCACCUACGUCACAGUAAUGGGUUGUUUUUAUAAUUACCACGUGACAAAAGGCCAAGAGCGUCAGCUGUGGCUGAGAGACUGUGGAGCCCGGGUCAUGUCAACAACACGGAUGAUGCCACUUUCAGGCUGGACCAACACAGGUGCAGAAUGCUCAGGUGUGUAGUUGCUUUAAUUACUGCACCUUUUUUACAACCCGGUAAGGGACCCCAACUAGUAUUCUCAUUAAACACAUAUCAGCACAGUGACGUAGAAAAUGGUGGGCAGUGGAGAAUUCGUUACUCCCCGGGGGGGGGGGGUGCACUUUUUUCUUGAAAUGAAGGGCCGGCUUUUUCGACAAACGGGGGGGUUGUUGUUUUUUUUUAGUGGAAGAUAUGUGCAGAAAUAUUUGCCCAGGCUCGUUGGCACCACCCAUAGUUACGCCACGGUAUCAGCACCAACAUUUUCAAGUAUUUUUAUAUUUUUUAUCAUAUUUUUCUCCCCCCUCAUUGGUCGUAACUUUUCAGACAAGGUAUCCCCGCCCAGCCGAUCCUCCCAGGCUUCUGUCAAGACGAUUACAACACUGACAACUCCUUGAUGCACCACACACCAGUGCUGGACAGCAGCACCACGCAGAAACCUGGAAACACGGCGCCUGGAUUUGGUGUGCCGCCAGGCUGGACGUCUAAAUCUCUUUAUAUUGUGGCAUUUGUUUUGUUUUUUUUUAACUUUUGAUGUACGAAUAUAAGAAUGUUUCAUUUUUUUUUUUUAUUUUAGAAAUCAUCUAUAAACAUUGAACUAGUUUCUAAACAAAACAUUUUUAGUUAGAAUUUAAGAUAGUCUUUAAUAUUUAGCAAACAUUUCCUAUAAUUUACAGUCUACAUCUCUUUAUAUUUUGGCAUUUUUUUUGUUUUUUUUUAACUUUUGAUGUACGCAUAUAAGAAUGUUUCAUUUUUUUUUUUUUUAUUUUAGAAAUCAUCUAUAAACAUUGAACUAGUUUCUAAACAAAACAUUUUUAGUUAGAAUUUAAGAUAGUCUUUAAUAUUUAGCAAACAUUUCCUAUAAUUUACCGCGUCUAUCAUGAUACCAUGAUCCCUUAUUUCUUCACCUGACAUCAUAACAUCUUAUAUCUCUUCACCUGACAGCACGAUACCAUCCCCGAUCUCUUCACCUGACAUUAUGAUACCACAUAUUAUCUCUUCACCUAAAAUCAUGAUACCAUCCCCUAUCUCUUCAUCUGACAUCAUGAUACCAUCCCCAUCUCUUCACGUGACAUCAUGAUACCAUCCCUUAUCUCUGCACCUGACAUCAUGAACCCAUCAUCUAUCUUUUGACCUGACAUCAUGAUAACAUCCCCUAUCUCUUCACGUGACAUCAUCCCUUAUCUCUUCACCUGACAUCAUAAUACCAUCCCCUAUUAUAAAAGAUAUUAUUUUUUCAAUCUAUGUUAGGGUAAAAAAAAAUAAAAAAUUUGCAGUUUUUAGUAUACAAUUAAUGAAACAACCGCUAAAGGAAAGCUUAUCGUAAAAAAAAAAAAAUCCAUUAUUAUUUGUUGUUUGCAUUUAUGUAACUGUACGUGAUUUAUCAUUUAUGUAACUGUACGUGAUUUAUCAUUUAUGUAACUGUACGUGAUUUAUCAUUUAUGUCACUGUACUUGAUUUAUCAUUUAUGUCACUGUACGUGAUUUAUCAUUUAUGUCACUGUACGUGAUUUAUCAUUUAUGUGAUUGUAGCAACUGAUUUUUGGUAUGGGAAUUAUUAUAUCAGAAUUAGUGCAUGUAAAACCUAACAGAGUAAUUAUGUAUCUAAACAUAAAAAUACGUUACUAAUUCAACGCACAUCGAAUCGGCAACACAGUUAAUCUCCACACCAAAACAUGCAACAAUUGAACAAAUCAUGUUUGGUUCAUCUUCCCCAUGGAAAACAAUAGACAUUGAUGUUUUGGGGGGGGUUGGGGCAGACAAUGUGAUAGAAUGUUUUGUGAUCGGCCACAAGUCUGUAUGCCAAGUUCAGUUCAAUAGGGUGACGGGAAGUGGGUCAGUUAGCCGUUCGAAGAUUUGGCAUCAAACAUACAAACAAAGGCGACGUUUAUAUGAACGAUUUUUUUAAAGAGCACUUUUUUUUCCAUUCAUGGCCAAUUUUCUUGAUGUCUGUCUCCAAUUCUCGGCGCCAAGUGUUUCUUGGACGGCCUCUUUUCCGCUUACCCUGUGGGUUCCAUUUCAGGGCUUGCUUUGGAAGAUCCUGGAGAAGCUGGCCCAGGAUAGAGAUGCCUGGAGGUCUCUCGUAGGUGGCACCUAUGCCCUUGGAGGAACCGCAGACGCCGACGAUGAUCGGUGGAUGCCCCUCAUGGACGAGAAGGCUCAACACACAACACACUUUUUUUUCAUCUAUAGCGAACGUAGACGUAAACAGAUGAAAUUUAUUUCUUUGUGAAAGAAAGAUGGAUCCUUAAUGACGUAAUACAUAAAAAAACACGACCCAUUUUUUUUUUUAAACUCCUUGUUGCUCUUCAUUAACCAAAAGUGUUCAAUAAAUGUCUUUUAUCGAGUAAUGAAGAAGCUUUAUAGUGGUCCAGCCGCAAAGGCAGGCAAGUAAGUGGAGUUGGUUUGAUGGGGCUAGCGUCAGAUGAUUUGAACGGUCAACUCUUCAGCAAGAUGACUUGCCUUAUCCGCUUCUGCGCAAGGAUCCUUUGAUGUGACCGAGAUACCUGGAUAUGACCUGGUUAACUUGACCCGACCUGAAGACCUGGACGUGACAGGGAUACCAUGAUAUGACCUGAUUUUCUUAAUGAUAGCUUGUUCCCUGUAGAAGACCUUGCCCCCUUAAUAUGACAUUUCUUCUACUUCUACAUAGCCGGCAGUCCGAGAAAACCCUAUAGUUUUUCAACGCAAAAAAAUAAAAAAUAAUUACCUAUUACCUCUACACAAUUAUUCAAAUUUCACCAAAUUUAUUUAACUAAUUAUUUUCCCCAGCGCCUUAUUUGAAGUUAUCAACUCUUUAAAACAAUUAUUUGAACAUAUAAGUCUGCAAAAUUUAUGUUAAAUUGUGCUCAGUUUGAGACUUCACUAUGAGAUGCUCAUGAAACUAUUUAUUCAAAAUUUUUGCAACCGAACCAUGAUAAAUUUCAGUACAAAUUUAGCAUU